Messenger RNA from Crotalus tigris (Tiger rattlesnake), 2397 nucleotides. RefSeq names its product transcription factor like 5 (gene TCFL5). The transcript is spliced from 6 exons. Gene Ontology annotation, cellular component: nucleus. Gene Ontology annotation, molecular function: DNA-binding transcription factor activity, RNA polymerase II-specific; protein dimerization activity; RNA polymerase II cis-regulatory region sequence-specific DNA binding. Bases 752 to 2332 code for a protein of 526 amino acids. Lineage: Eukaryota; Metazoa; Chordata; Lepidosauria; Squamata; Viperidae. Gene Ontology annotation, biological process: regulation of DNA-templated transcription; spermatogenesis. The record is from RefSeq and is a predicted model, not a curated record.
GCCAAGGAGGCGGGUGGGCGUGGCCCUCCUGCCCCCCGCCGGCCUCCCGUUGGUGGGUUGCUAUGGCGACGGCGGGGACUCACCUGUCCUGAGCGGCUGAGGCUGCUGGCCAGGUUGUUCCCUCCUUGAAGUGGCCCUCCUCGAAGGGGGCGUCGGAGGGCCCUGAGUUCGUAUCCUGCUGCCCUCCUCUCCCCUCGAGAUGUGGGGGAAGGCUGUUGGACUCCCAGGAACGAGCGGCUGACGACGCUCCUCUUGUUCCCCUCUUACAAUAUUGAAAAAGAAAAAAAAAAGAGUACUAACCCAUAGGCUGCAUAGGGCUUUUUCAAAGGGGGGUGUGCAAUCCUUUUUGGGGUGCUUUCCCCCCCCCUCCAUUGCUAGGCUAGACAUUUUCUCUGCUUGACCCUGUUUUAAGAGGACCCCUUCCUCUGCCCUCCUACCACCAGCUUUUUCUGUUUGGGGGGGGGGCAGCUUUUCAUGCCAGAGGUGUGGAUGGCACCGCUUGGUUUUGGAUGGUGCAGCUGUUCCCACUAGCUCUCCGGAACUGGGCAUGUUUGUGCUCUGUUGGGAAGGGGUGGCUCUUAAUAGAAGGAUCCAAAGGGUGUUUCUUUGUGUAUAGCAAUCGACUUCCUUUCGUAGUGCUUGCCCUUGAUUGCAACCGUUGCAUAGUUUUUGGUGCAUCAAACCGGAGGUACUCCUGGUUUGCAUAUUCAUUGGUUCCCCAAACGUGGUGGCCUUGGUAUCCUUCAGAAUCAUGUCAGACACAACCCUCAAGGCGUCUGAAGCCUCUGGACCUCGGGCUGUAGUUACAGAUCAAACUUCUUCUGGUCCUGUUGUUGAAGGCCCCACCGAUUCCUCUUUUGGUGAGCACAAUCUUAGCUUCACCACCACAGACCUCAGCCUGGUGGAGAUGACGGAAAUAGAAUACACACAACUUCAGCAUAUACUCUAUUCCCAUAUGGAGGCCCAGUCAAAUGAAAACGAAGUGGAAAGUAGGUUAAACUCAAAUUGCUUCUCAGCCAACAAUGCUGCAAAUCAGUCCCAUUAUUUGUCAUCUAGUAGCAGUCAAGGUGGCUUCUCAUCAAACAGCUCUGCAAACCAGUCUCUCUACCCCAUUAUCUGCCAGUCUGGCUUGACUUCUGACAGCAGUUUCACGGGACCUAAUCAGUGUCUAGGGCAUAUUGACUUUCAAGAGCUAAGGAUGAUGUUGCUUAGUGAAUCGAGCCUUCCACCAGGCCAAACUGAAAAAGCACCUAAUGGGAGCUCCAUAGAUAUCAACGGGCAAAAUUUAGUAAAAUUAAAAUAUAGUGAAACCUCGGGUGGGAUAAAUAAAGAAAAUGUAGUUGCAGAAACUUUAGCAGCAGUUCCUGAAUCCAGAGCCAAAUCUGCAGUACGUGUUCGAUUAGAAGACCGAUUCAACAGUCUCCAGACUGAAAUUCCCAGGUGCCAAGAAACUCAAGAAACUGGAGUAGCCCUUAACAAUUUAGUAACCCUCAUUCGCCAUCCUUCAGAAGCAAUGGGUGUACCUCUCCACCAGCAGCAGAACAAAUGUACUACUUUAGUGAAAAACAGGACUGCUGCCACUGCAACGGCCGCAUUGCAAUUUACAUGUCCAGUCUUUACAGCAAACACUGUUUCUCCUGCAACUGGAAGCACUAAUGCUGCACAAGCACAGAGCUCUGGAGCCAGUGUGGUAGAAGCAGUCAAACAUCAAGACCUUGCGUUGCCUCGAGCUUUUUCUGUAUGUUACCAGCAAGAAAUUGAAACUAGCAAACAAACAGUUGGUGCCAGAAAUAAAGCUGUACCUGAACAUGUUUGGAUUAAAUUGGGAGGAGAGGCUUUAUGUAAGCAGUCAAUAAAUAGAAGAAGUCGUAGUCGUACCCAUCCCUUGGAUACCAACAUACAGCGCAGACCUCUCGGUGACAUUCAGAAUGUGUGUGAGAAUCAAAACGCUGUCCCAGCUCAGAGUUCGUGGCAAACAGUCCAGCCCUCCCAAAAUACUCACAGUGGAAGCCAAGGCAGCAUCUCCCAACGCCGGGAGAGGCACAACCGGAUGGAAAGAGACAGAAGGCGCAGAAUCAGGAUUUGCUGUGAUGAACUGAAUCUUCUCGUUCCAUUCUGCACUUCAGACACUGAUAAGGCAACAACCUUACAAUGGACAACAGCAUUUCUAAAAUAUAUUCAAGAGCGACAUGGAGAUUCUCUGAAAAAGGAAUUUGAAACUGUGUUCUGUGGUAAAACAGGCAGAAGACUAAAAUUAACAAGAUCAGAUCCCAUAGCAACCUGUGCAGCCCAGGAGAUCACACAGAACAGUACAUCUACGGACAUGAAAUAAUAUGAAAAGUGAUCCACGAUGUCAAAAUCGAAAUUCACCCACUGGACUUUUCUUAUAACAUGGUU